Messenger RNA from Penicillium malachiteum, 1368 nucleotides. Its product is annotated as putative cofactor for methionyl- and glutamyl-tRNA synthetases. Lineage: Eukaryota; Fungi; Ascomycota; Eurotiomycetes; Eurotiales; Aspergillaceae. Gene Ontology annotation, cellular component: methionyl glutamyl tRNA synthetase complex. Gene Ontology annotation, molecular function: tRNA binding. Bases 1 to 1368 code for a protein of 455 amino acids. The transcript has a single exon. The record is from RefSeq and is a predicted model, not a curated record.
AUGGCGACCGCUGCUGCUCCUCAGUCUUCUCUUCUCUCCCUCCUCUACCGCUCAUACCCCUCCGCCAUCUCUCCAGAUGCCACUGAGCCCGACUACCUCCAUGCCUCACCCAAGAUUUUCCCUCAGGUGAACUUCACCGAGGCCGAGGAAGCCGACAUCAAGCAGUGGCUCAACACCGUUGCUGGCUUGAACACCGCUAUCACCAGCAAUGAAAAGACUGUCAUUGAGACCAUCUUGUCUCAGCUGAACACCCACCUCGCCACCCGCACCACCCUGCUCGGUGCGAAGCCCUCGGUCGCUGAUAUCGCCGUGUAUGCCCUUGUUGCUCCUCUCGUUGAGAAGUGGACUCCUGAGGAGCGAACAGGUGAGAAGGGUUACCACCACAUUGUGCGCCAUGUCGACUUUGUCCAGAACGCACGCCUUUUCGCCCUGCAGAUUCCCGAGGAGGAGAAGGUCGUCAUUGACGUGAACGACGUCAAAUUUGUGCCCAAGCCUGUCGACCCUAAGGAGGAGAAGGAGCGUAAGAAGCGCGAGAAGGCUGCUCAGCAGAACGCCGGCGCCGGCGCCGCGGAAGAGAAGACUCUCGUUGUUGGCCAGGGCAAGCCUGAGAAGACCGCUAAGCCCGCCAAGGCUGAUGCUGCUGCUGCCCCCACCGAUGCUGCUGCCGCUGCCGCUGCCGCCGGUCACAAGACUGGCAAGAAGGAGAAGAAGGAAAAGAAGGAGAAGGCUCCUAAGCCCGCCCCUGCCCCCGCUGCUCCUCCCUCCCCCUCUCUUAUUGACCUGCGCGUUGGCCACAUUCUGCGUGCCAUCAACCACCCCAACGCCGACUCCCUCUUUGUCUCCACAAUCGACUGUGGUGAUGCUCCCGGCUCUGACAACACCUCCCUGGAUGAAGAGACUGGCAAGACUGUCCGCACUGUGUGCUCUGGUCUGAACGGUCUUGUGCCCUUGGCUGAGAUGCAGGGCCGUAAGAUCGUUGCCGUCUGCAACUUGAAGCCUGUCACCAUGCGUGGCGUUAAGUCCGCUGCUAUGGUUCUCGCCGCUUCCCCACGUGUUGCGGAGGGUGAGGACUCCCACGGUGGUCCCGUUGAGCUUGUCAUUCCCCCCGCUGAUGCCCCUGCUGGAGAGCGCAUUACCUUCCAGGGUUGGGCCGAUGGCCAGCCUGAGAAGCAGCUUAACCCCAAGAAGAAGGUCUGGGAGACCUUCCAGCCUGGUUUCGGUACCAACGACGAUCUUGAGGUUGUCUUUGACAGCAAUGCUGUUCCCAGCGUGCAGGGUCAGGAGGGCAAGCCUGCCAUUGGCAAGCUUGUUACCGCCUCUGGUGUUAUCUGCGUUGUUAAGACUCUCAAGGGUGCUACCGUCCGGUAA